AUGGUAGUCAACGAGCUCGUAUCAGACAAGAAACUCGGCGCGGUCCUCCAGACCUCAGGCUACGCCCAAGACCAAGCCUCCAAGCUCCUCCACCUCCUCACCGAAAUCACCCGCACCGCCGAAGAGUCAGGCUCAACUUCGCCAGAGCUCCAAGCCGCCCUGUCAAAAGAACAAAAACUCCUCCUCACAAACAUCUCGCACCUCCGCGGCUUGCACCGGUCCGCCAACUUUGACGCCAGGGACACAAAAGCCCAGACCGCCGAGGCGCGCCACGAGGUCGACCGCCUGCACCUCCAGCUGCAGAAUCUCUACUACGAGCAGCGCCAUCUCGAGGGCGAGAUUGAGGCCUGCGAAUCUUACGACCACACCUACCAGAAGCUACCUCUCAUCCCCGUCGAAGAAUUCCUCGCCGAGCAACCAGAGCACGCCGACGCCGACGAGGACGCCUUGAUGAUUGCGCGCAUCGGCCACGAGCGAGUGGGACGCGAAGCUCUCGAGCAGCAGAGGCUCGAGCUGGUGGGCAGGAAGCAGAAGCUCAUUGCCGAGAACAAGAAGCGCAAGGACGAUUUGGCCAACCUCGAUAAAGACUUGGAGAAGUUCAUCGAUGCUGCGAAACCCAUCCAGGAACUCUUCGAAAAGGUUGUAUGA
This is a messenger RNA of Colletotrichum costaricense, 648 nucleotides long. RefSeq lists its product as uncharacterized. The record is from RefSeq and is a predicted model, not a curated record. Gene Ontology annotation, molecular function: mRNA binding. Lineage: Eukaryota; Fungi; Ascomycota; Sordariomycetes; Glomerellales; Glomerellaceae. Gene Ontology annotation, cellular component: THO complex part of transcription export complex. The transcript is spliced from 3 exons. The coding region runs from base 1 to 648 and encodes 215 amino acids. Gene Ontology annotation, biological process: positive regulation of DNA-templated transcription, elongation; mRNA export from nucleus.